Sclerotinia borealis F-4128 is the source of this 1080-nucleotide messenger RNA. The record is from the annotation of a GenBank genome assembly. Lineage: Eukaryota; Fungi; Ascomycota; Leotiomycetes; Helotiales; Sclerotiniaceae.
AUGUCAAAGAUUCUUGCCGCCCCUUUUAAUCCCAAACUUACGGGUGCCCUUCUCGUGGCACUGUUGUACUACCCUCACAAGUUACGAUCUAUCGUACCGACCAGUAUUCAACCAUAUAUUACUUCUCCGUCCUUCGUUCGAGCAUUGAAGGCUUUACUCGUAUUUGGUGUUCUGAAAGGUGUCAAUCAUAAGUUAUCUCAGCUGGUAAUGAAUAAUUGGAAGAGCCAUGCGAAGUUUAUCAAAAGUCAGGAGUUAGUGUUGAUCACGGGUGGAUCGAGUGGAAUUGGGGAAAUAAUGGCAAGAGACUUUUCAUCCAAGGGAGUUAAGGUUGUGGUGAUGGAUUUGAAUCCUCCCAAGAAUCCAUUUCCAUCAAAUGUAUUUUAUUACCAAGUAGAUGUAACAUCAUCAUCUCAAAUUUCCUCUGCCGCUUCCGAAAUUCGAAAAGGUCAAGGAGAUCCUACCGUACUCAUUAAUAAUGCAGGACUGGGUUAUCUCCAACCUAUCUUGGAAGGAACCGAAGCACACAUUCGAAGAACCUUUGAAGUUAAUACCAUAUCCCAUUUUCUGAUGGCGAGAGAAUUUCUUCCAGCAAUGAUCAAGAAGAAUCAUGGUCACGUCGUGACGAUCGCAAGUAUGGCAAGUUAUCUAGUUCACGCGGCCAAUGUAGAUUAUGCAUGCUCGAAAGCGAGUGCUCUCGCCUUUCAUGAAGGACUCGCAUCAGAAUUGCGAGUCCGAUACAACGCACCCAACAUUCGAACCACACUUGUCAAUCCAUCCUGGAUCCGCACUCCACUAAUCGAAGAUCUCAUCGCCCAACCCACCUUCAAAGAUACAGUUCUCGCACCCGAAACCGUCACCAACGCCAUCAUCAACCAAGUAUUCUCGGGGAGAAGUGGCCAUAUCGUUCUACCCAACCAAUUAUAUAUCCUGAGUACGUUACGCGCAUGGCCAUGGUGGCUACAAACCUCGCUUCGAAAUAUGAUAGCUCCAGCAUUACUCUUUGAAAAACCCUCUCCGCAGCGUGAGCACGCUGGGCAAACAGGAGGUUGUGGCGACAAUGGCAGCCACGUAAAUAUUUGA